Molecule: messenger RNA, 817 nt
Organism: Chanos chanos (milkfish)
Lineage: Eukaryota; Metazoa; Chordata; Actinopteri; Gonorynchiformes; Chanidae
Gene: stard10
Product: StAR related lipid transfer domain containing 10
Exons: 6
Coding region: 1-810 (269 amino acids)
Molecular function (GO): lipid binding
Source: RefSeq, a predicted model, not a curated record
AUGUCCGGGGAGGAUGUUUUGAUCCCGGACGACAGGGCUUUUAGCAAUUUCAAAAACGAAUGCAACUCGGAAGACGGAUGGAACUUGACCUACAACAAGUCCGGCAUCACAGUUUGGAUACAGAUCUUAGAAGAGGAGAAAUCUUUACACAAAAUAAAGUGUCGGAUGGUGUGUAAGGACGUCGGCGCGGAAACCAUGUACGACGUCCUUCACGACAUCGAGUACCGGAGGAAAUGGGACGCCAACGUGAUCGAAACGUUCGACAUCGGCAAGCUGACGGUCAACGCCGACGUCGGCUACUACUCCUGGAAAUGCCCUAAACCUCUGAAGAACCGUGAUGUCAUCACCCUGCGCUCCUGGCUGCCAAUGGGAAACGAUUACAUCAUCAUGAAUUACUCCGUCAAACACCCCAAAUACCCUCCUAAGAAGGACAUGGUUCGAGCAGUGUCCAUUCAGACAGGUUAUUUAAUCCAGUACAACGGACCGUCCAGCUGCACUUUAACCUACCUGGCCCAGGUGGAUCCCAGAGGUUCUCUGCCCAAGUGGGUUGUCAACAAGUCUUCCCAGUUUCUCGCUCCCAAAGCGAUGAAGAAGAUUUACAAAGCGUGUGUGAAGUACCGGGAGUGGAAGCAGAGACACAGUCCCGGGUACAAACCGUGGCUCUUCCCCGAGCAGAACCCCCUGUCCAGCAUCCCUCUGUCCGAACUCAGCAUCCAGCAUGCAGACUCGCUGGAGAACAUCGACGAGAGCGGAGUCAGCGAGAGCAAAGACGACAGAGCCGACCUCAGUGACGACGAAGCAGCCAACUAAGAGAGAG